GCUCCACAAUUCCCUGUGGUGGUCAAGCUGGGACAUGCCCACGCCGGAAUGGGGAAGAUCAAAGUGGAAAACCAGCUUGACUACCAGGACAUCACCAGCGUGGUGGCUAUGGCCAAAACUUACGCCACCACGGAGGCCUUCAUCGACUCCAAGUAUGACAUCCGCAUCCAGAAAAUCGGAUCCAACUACAAGGCUUACAUGAGAACCUCCAUCUCUGGAAACUGGAAGGCCAACACAGGCUCUGCCAUGCUGGAGCAGGUGGCCAUGACAGAGAGGUACAGGCUGUGGGUGGACAGCUGCUCGGAAAUGUUCGGCGGCCUGGAUAUCUGUGCUGUCAAGGCCGUCCACAGCAAGGACGGCAGAGACUACAUCAUUGAGGUGAUGGACAGCUCAAUGCCCCUGAUUGGAGAGCACGUGGAAGAGGACAGACAGUUGAUGGCCGACCUUGUUAUCUCCAAAAUGAGCCAACUCCUGAUGCCAGGGGGUACAGUGCCCUCACCCCUGAGGCCUUGGGGACCCCAGAAUAAACCAGCAAAAUCCCCCGGGCCUCCACUCGGGCAGUCACAGCCACGCCCACCCACGCAAGGGGGCCCUCGCCAAGCUCAGUCUCCUCAGGCCCCAAGAUCUGGAAGCCCCUCUCAACAGAGGCUCUCCCCUCAAGGCCAGCAGCCCUUGAGCCCCUCGUCUGGGUCUCCCCAGCAGCAGAGAUCCCCAGGCUCUCCGCAGCUGUCCCGGGCAUCCGGUGGCAGCUCUCCAAACCAGGCCUCCAAGCCGGGCGCCACCCUCACCUCUCAGCCCAGGCCCUCUAUGCAAGGCCGCAGCACCUCCCAACAGGGCGAAGAGUCCACGAAGCCAGCCCCGCCCCACCCCCAACUCAACAAAUCCCAGUCCCUGACCAACAGCCUCAGCACAUCUGACACUUCCCAGCGCGGGACCCCAAGUGAGGACGAGGCCAAGGCCGAAACCAUCCGCAACCUGAGGAAGUCCUUCGCCAGCCUCUUCUCUGACUAGCGCCGUCAGAGCUGGGGGCGGAGGCGCCCCCACUACCCUGGCCUGUCUCCCGCCUCAACUUCCUUCUCAAAUUCAGUUCCAGGUGGGAACAGAACUGAGCGCCUGAAACACAGUCUGAAUGCCUCUGCUCCAGAAACGGCACCGCUGCGCGUCCCCCCUUCCCUGACCAUGACCUGCGGCGCCAUCUGACUCGUGGGGGCCCUGAAGACGGUGCCUGCCACUCUGCCCUUCCGUGUGCUUGCUUCCCUGCCUCAGAUAUUCCAGUGCGAUGUUGUGCGUGACCAGUUUUCUCCUUUCUUAGUCUUGUUCUGCUUGCCUCUGGUGAAGGGCCCCUGUGGGCCACGCCCCACCUCCAUCAAAUGCGGACAAAAUGUGGUCGGACCUCAGAAUACAGGAGGCAAUGACCUUUUGCGGUGUUUGUCACACUAAGAGAAGCUCCUGCCGUGGCCACUUCCAUCCAGACCGCGGGGGACACCCCACAGGCCAGGCCAACAGAGGCCCAUCACGUCUGACCACCAUGGCAAGUUAAGGACAACAUCAGAAACCAGAACUGGUGUGACGGGGGACCAGGAGAUCCUUGCAAAGCCCCCACGCCCACAGCGUGACCCUACAUUGGACUGUCAAGAACCAACCCCGGUCCUUUCAGGAUUCAUAACGAGGAAGACACCAGCUCUGGCAGCUGGCCCUCUGUACACACUCCGGAUCCCACCAGGCGCGUUUCCUCCUCCAGCCCAUAGGGGAAGCCAGAGAGAACCAGCAGAUCGCGACACCCUGCAAAGCGUGGCCUGGGUCACCCAGUUACCCGUGGUCAGAGGUGUCUAAGAAACACAGCUUUGGUUUCUUACUUUGAGCUUGGUAAUUCACCUCGCCAUGGCAGAGGCUUAAAGAAAUUAGCUUUGACUUGGUUGAACCCAAACUUCACUGACUGGACAAGUUAACUGCAGAGCUGGAUAGGUGAGCGGUUGUGAGGAGUUGACUCCCUCUGUCAACCAGUGAGCAUGGAGCCGCAGCUGGAGACCUCUGGGUCUGGCGGCAUGGACGAGGGAGGUCGGCAGUAAGCAUGAUGGGCAUGUGUGAGGGGAGGCUCGGUACUCUUCCCAGACCCCCAAACCACCUCUCUUACUCCAUCUCUGUGCCCUGCUGGACCAGUGUCUCCAGGGCGGCCCCUGCCAGAUUCCUGGGCCUUGCUUUGCCAGGGACUCCUCUUUGCCAGCUCUCACCCCCUAGCAGACUGCCUGCCGUGAUCAGUUGGGGUGCAGGGGUGACGCGAAUCACCACGCACCUGGUGCUAGACACAGUGCAGGUGCCAGGAGCUCCCCCUGAGAGCACAGGAUGUUAGGACAUCAUGGCUCCAACCCCUGACGCCCUGCUGGGUGGCUUGAGUAUGUCUCACCCUCUGCUCUCUGGGAGAGCAUGGGAGGCGAGAAUGAACGUGCGCUUGGCCUGGUGCAGCUUCUGAGGCCUGAGAGAUACGGAUCACCCGGUAGUCAGCUGACUGUGUCCAGGUCCCCGGGACAUAGCAGCUGUCGCCAUCUCUUAGGUCCUCCAGAGUCAGACGAGUGGGGUGAAGAGGCCAGAGAUGCUGUCCUAGGGCACUGGGUCACCCAGCCUCUUUGGCCUCAGAAGAACCGACCUUCAAGCUGGCCUCCCCACAGACCAUUGACUAAAGGCUGGCUCAGAUUCCAAAGUUCCAGCUUUGCACUUGGCUGUCAGAGAGUCACACCAUUAGGCCAUUAGGAUUGUCUAACUCCACCCUGCCCUGCUCCCUCCCUUGUGAGCAAAUUAGUAUAAGAGCAAGAGCACCUUUUCUCCUCUCUUCAGACCGCUGGUCUUGGACUUCACCUACAAGGCAACCUGGCAUAAGAAAGGUCAAAUGGAGUCAGUGGCCAGUGAGCAUGGAGCCGCAGCUGGAGACCUCGGGGUCUGGCGGCAUAGACGAGGGAGGUCGGCAGUGAGCAUGAUGGGCAUGUGUGAGGGGAGGCUCGGUACUCUUCCCAGACCCCCAAACCGCCUCUCUUACUCCAUCUCUGUACCCUGCUGGACCAGUGUCUCCAGGGCGGCCCCUGCCAGAUUCCUGGGUCUUGCUUUGCCAGGGACUCCUCUUCCUCCUUUUUGCUCAGUGCACAUCAUGCCAAGUAGGCUGGCCUGGGGCUGCCAGAGCAUUAAUGCUGUGCCUGGGCAGCACAGAGCACCUUGGUGCACAGUAGGUGUGCAGGCGUGUUUCAGGUUCCUAGGAAACUAUGAAGUUACUAAAAUGUGAACAGAGUGUUAAGAUUGAAGACAAAGGCUGUUGAAUCUCCACGUGCAUCAGUGUGAGGAAGCCCCUUGGCCAGGAACAAGUCAAACCAACAGCGAGGUUAGUGCAAUGAGUAAGAGGCUGAAGAGACUCCAUGGUAGUUUUUGCACUCUCUACCUGAGUCUGCAAAGGAAGAGGAGGCCUUGGGGGCGGGGCGGGUGACAGCUGCCCCUCGUGGUGAGUUGUCUGUAGGGCUGGGCUGGGGGGAAGAGGGAAACUGCCAUAGUCGUCAGCCUAUCUGAGAGGCCACAGAGGGCAGGCAGGACAUACAGAGGCAGCCCAGGGCCCCUCGCAGACCAGACACCCAGACAGACCCCGGCCGUGCCGCCUCAGAGCCCUGUCCUUCCAGCACCAGCGACAGGCCAGCUCUCUUGCUUUGUGCAGUUUCACACAACAGGCCUGCCACUGCAGGGUAUGUGAAAUGGGUCAGUGUUUACAUCCUGGCCUCGGGGGCUAGCUCCUGCAGCCCUGUAGGCAGGAGGCGCUCAGGAGCGUGGCCUCAGGGCUCUCUAUGGCAGACACCUGGAGUGUGGUGUGGGCAGAGUUAAGUGGGCACACCUGAGCCUGGAGGCCGAGGGCGUUGAGGGCGACAUCACGCAGCGACUAGAUGGGUUAUGGUGGAGCAGCUACGAAAGGAAGAGCAGCCGCUACGAGAGGAAGAGACCGUGAGGGAACGCCGGAGAGAAAGUAAGAUUUGCCAGACCCUCCCCGCCACCCUUCCCCUCCCCAGCCUCCCUGCCUUACCAGCCUGUGGGCUUGCCCUAAAGUGAUUGGUGUAGAAAGAGCAUUAAUGCUUGAAAAGCCACCCAGGGCUCCAGAGCGCUCCUUUGCCUGCCUGCUGGCACUACAGCCACUCGUUGACGUGUUUAGGAGAGAGAGGAUGCAGGCUGGCAUCAGGGGUUACGUGACCUCGGUCAGCUUUGCACGUGUGGUGGGAACAGCCCAAGGGCACUUUGCUGUGUACGGGGAGAGCAAUCACGUCGGUUACUGCCUGCAGACACGUGUCGGAAGCUGGCCGUAAGUCCGAAGUGGUCACUGAUUAAAUUCAAAGUUUUAGUCUAAUAUUUAGGCUCUAACUGUAUGGCUUGGGCUGGAGGCAAAUCGGAAGGCCAGGCGCCAGGCAAGUCCAAUCGGCCCAUUAACCACGCGGGAUGCGUGAAGGGCACAGAGGCUUCCGUGUUGCCAUAGACACGACACGCAGCUGAAGCAGAUGAGAUUGGACACUUGGGCGGUGCAUUCAGAGCGCUCUGGACGGGCAGGCACGAUGAAGGUAGCCUGCGAGUGCUCUCAAAUACUAGACAUUUCUUAUACAAUGUGUGCGGGUUCUUUACAAUCUUAACUGCCUUUCCUACUGUUUAUUCUGAUGAUCACUUCAUUUCAGUUUCCAAAUUCUGCAUUUUAAGUAUUUUCUCUCUAUGGUCUUGCAUUGAUAGAGCAAGAGCAAACAUUUCUUUGCUGCUCUGAACAUUUCCUCUGCCAUAGUAGAAACUUCAGUGUUAGACCACUGGGGAACCCCAAGAGAUGUUAGCCAUGAUUAAACCAUUAUGUGACUUACUUAGUACUUCCCAGGAGUCUUAUCGGCUCCUGGAGAGUAUGUAAGGGUGUUAAGCAGGUUGACAGCCCCGCAGAGCACUGGGGUCUGAGGUUGUGUAUUCCCAGGCAACUGUACAGGUUUGGAGCCUUACCUGGGGCUGGGCCCCAGGGAAGGGCAGCAGAGGGAGUGUCAGGACAAAAGCACUAUCAGGCUAAGUAGUGAUCUCCGGAAUUAGUCAGCCAGAGGUGAGAAAGGAUAGUAUUCAACUGCUUUUACCAGAUCACAAAACUUUAAGUUGGAAAGAGAGGCUGUCUCCUGUGGUUUGAUUUGCAACAGGCACACUAACCCCAAAACCAACUGAAAGGGGAAGUAAGGGAACACGGAAGUUGUUAACAAGCCAGUGGUACAGAACAUUAUGCAACAAUGCUUCCAGGCACUCAGCCACCUUGCCUCGGUCACGGUAGAUCCAGGCUGUCGGAGCCAGUGGCCAGCUGCCGCCCACCGUGAUUCGUUCUCAUCACACACCAGCAAUAGAUAUCGCUCCAGUAUCAGUGUCAUGAAACGAAUAGAGGAUUUUAUAAGCUUCUAACUAUAAAUUGGCUAUUCAAGAGGAAAAGCUCGGAGGGCUGUUCUAGGAAUGCAGAAAGAACCGUUGUGAGGACUGCCGACCCAGGGGUUGGCACCCCGCCGAUGUCCUGAACCACGCGGUCUGGUAACUGGCAGAGAGCCGAGGUCCAGCGGGAAAGCCCCUGCGUGACACCAGCACCGCUGCGGACCCCAGUGCCCUUCGGGAAGGACUAGAUUUUGGAAGCGUAUUUAUGGUAUUCGGUGCUUCUCGUUAUCACUGUGUCCUCCACCCCCGCCACACACCCUCACCUGGUGCCACCCAAGAUUCUAAGGCCACAUGGAGGCGUGUUGGAGAGCUGGGAUGUCUCAGAACCCAUCAAAGCUUCAGGGUGGCUCCGUCAGCCCAGCCCCAAUAGAAGUCAUAGGGCAUCUAGUGAACACUUUUCCAAAGCUGUCCUAUUGCUCCGUUAUUACAGAACACCCCAGAAGCAAGUGUCAACAGCCCCAAUCCUUUACUUGUACAUUAAGCUACUAAAGGCGACAUGGCUCUGGAAAAAAUCACAUUAUUGAUGAAUUUUCUUCACUGUGAUGGAAAAAAAAAUGUGUAGCAAAAAAGAAAAAUUUUCACAUGUACGUAGGAUGCAAAAUAUUCUUGCAGCAUAUAACAUUCCAAGCCAUUUCCUUAUAUGCAAACAGAUUUUUAAGAAGCAGGAAGACAUUGGCAAUAUUCCUCAAUAUUUUCUGCAAAUACUUAUAGCAUUUUAUUCCCGUGUUGUGAUUUGGAUUUUAAUUUGUCACUAGAGCAUGUUUCUACAGUUGUUUGUAUGAGGUAUCUGUGUUUGGCCUUUUUCUUGUAGGAAAAAUAAAUCUUGAUUUUUGGGCAUUUUCGGCCUUCAAAGCAAAUGUUCUUCAAAUAAUAAGAGGUUAUCUUUGAAGAACAAGUGUUUGACCAGCAUGCAAAGCAGACCAUGGUUAAAAGAUGCCAUCUACUCAGAUUACGAAUUAGGCAUCAAGGGUUCAAAACACAAGGAGAAGCAAUGACCUCCUCUCCAGAAGCAGCAGAAACAAGUGCUCUGUAACCUCAGACAGGGCUGCUUCAGAACCUGGCAGGUUCCACCAUCGCGCAUGAGAAAGCCGCAGAGGCUGGUUCAACCCUACUCACUCUGCUUUUAUCCACUGUGUAAGCCAGGCUUCUGAAACGAGUUUCUCUGAAGAGAGGGAGCCCCAAUAGCAGAGCCACACUGAGGAUAUGAGUAUGGUCUCUGAC
Condylura cristata (star-nosed mole) is the source of this 6675-nucleotide messenger RNA. RefSeq names its product synapsin-3. Gene Ontology annotation, cellular component: synaptic vesicle; synaptic vesicle membrane. The transcript has 8 exons. Lineage: Eukaryota; Metazoa; Chordata; Mammalia; Eulipotyphla; Talpidae. Bases 49 to 1011 code for a protein of 320 amino acids. Gene Ontology annotation, biological process: neurotransmitter secretion. The record is from RefSeq and is a predicted model, not a curated record.